AUGACAUUACAACUCUCUGAUGAGAUUUAUCACAUUCUUCUCUUCUCGGAUCACAUGGAGAUCAUCAAAGCCUUCUCAUUAAUUAACAAAUUUUGGUGUGAAAAAGCUAGAAAUAUUCCGUUGUCUAUUACUAUUAGAAACUUUCCUUGUAAUGUUAAUUUUAAAUGUAAAUACAUGAUCGAGAGUUUACAUGUAAAAGAUAUCAAUGAUGAUGAAAUAUUAACAAAUAUAUUCGAGAGUGGAAUGUUAGAAAAAUUAACAAGUUUGAAAGUCAGUCCGAGUAUUAAUCAGAAAAAUUUGAAAUGUAUUUUCGAGAAUUUAGGAAGAGAGUUGAGGGUUCUGAAAAUGAAUUUUCUCAGAGAAAUUAGUUAUUUGAGCUUUUCUAGUGGGGCCUUUUCGAAAUUGGAAGUUUUAGAGUUGGAAGGACAUGACAUUGGAACAAUUGAGAUUUCAGCAUUGGAAAAUUUGAAAACCUUGCAAAUAUUCUGUCGUGAGAUUGAUCUUUCUAAUGGAUAUUUACCAAAAUUAACAUCCCUUCGCAUGGAUGGAAUGAGAAUAAGUGCUGAUUUAUUGAGGCAAUUCCUUCAAGCUAGUCCAAUUGAAAUUUUGAGAAUUUUUGAUUGUCUAAAUAAUUCGAGUGCUAUUGAAGAAAUUUCCCUGUUUGGACAUCGAUUGGUUCAUUUGAAUAUUUCCUGUAAUCCUAUCUCGCUAUCCUCGCUUCGUAAUCUCUGUUUCAGCUCUGUAUGCUCCAACAUUAGUGAGCUUAUUUUGGAUCAAUGUCACAAUAUUGGAAUUGAAGGUUGUGAGUAUAUAGGAAAUGGUCCUGCCUUGAGAAAUUUAACGCUCCUCUCCUUGAUGUAUUGUGUAAUUGGAAGUAAAGCAUUUGAAAAGAUUGUCCAUGGACCUAAUGCCUCCAAUUUGAAAACACUAUUGGUGGAAGAAUGUGAGCUAGGUCUGAACGGUUGCAAGGCAAUUGCAGAAAGUAAAACCCUCACCAACUUGACUAAAUUGGACAUUUCCUCUAAUGAAAUACUGGAUGAAGGAUGUGAAAUAUUAUGCAAUACUCCCAAUUUGAAACAUUUAACAUCAUUCACAGUAGCAUGCAAUGAAUUGACCACAAGUGCCCCAAUUUCAACAUCUCCCUAUUUAACACAUUUAGUCCAUCUAGAUUGGGAAUAG
Molecule: messenger RNA, 1179 nt
Organism: Naegleria gruberi
Lineage: Eukaryota; Heterolobosea; Eutetramitea; Acrasida; Naegleriidae
Exons: 1
Coding region: 1-1179 (392 amino acids)
Molecular function (GO): protein binding
Source: RefSeq, a predicted model, not a curated record